Messenger RNA from Staurois parvus, 959 nucleotides. The record is from the annotation of a GenBank genome assembly. Lineage: Eukaryota; Metazoa; Chordata; Amphibia; Anura; Ranidae.
GGUAUAUUGCAGGGGUCAGGAGGUGGUGUGUACAACGUGGUAUACAGGGACAGGAGGGGUGGCGUACAACAGAGUAUAUAGGACAGGGGGGUGGCAGGUGGAUGUGGUGUACACAUAGGACAGAGGGGUGGGGGUGGGAGUGGUAACUUGGACAAGUUAUGGCGUGGAAGUGGUAUACUUGGACAAUGGGGUGGCGGUGGGACGUGGUAUACUUGGACAGAGGGGUGGCGUGUGGACGUGGUAUACUUGGACAGAGGGGUGGCGGUGGACGUGGUAUACUUGGACAGAGGGGUGGCGGUGGACGUGGUACACUUGGACAGAGGGGUGGCGGUGGACGUGGUACACUUGGACAGAGGGGUGGCUGUGGACGUGGUAUACUUGGACAGAGGGGUGGUGGUGGACGUGGUACACUUGGACAGAGGGGUGGCGGUGUGGACGUGGUAUACUUGGACAGAGGGGUGGCGGUGGAGGACGUGGUACACUUGGACAGAGGGGUGGCGGUGGACGUGGUACACUUGGACAGAGGGGUGGCGGUGGACGUGGUACACUUGGACAGAGGGGUGGCGGUGGACGUGGUACACUUGGACAGAGGGGUGGCGGUGGACGUGGUACACUUGGACAGAGGGGUGGAGGUGGACGUGGUACACUUGGACAGAGGGGUGGCGGUGGACGUGGUAUACUUGGACAGAGGGGUGGCGGUGGACGUGGUACACUUGGACAGAGGGGUGGCGGUGGGACGUGGUACACUUGGACAGAGGGGUGGCGGUGGACGUGGUACACUUGGACAGAGGGGUGGCGGUGGACGUGGUACACUUGGACAGAGGGCGGUGGACGUGGUACACUUGGACAGAGGGGUGGCGGGUGGGGGGGUGGACGUGGUAUACUUGGACAGAGGGGUGGCGGUGGACGUGGUAUACUUGGACAGAGGGGUGGCGGAGGACGUGGUACACUUGGACACA